GCGGGCGGCCGCGCAGUGGGGCCGGAUCGCGGCGGCUCCGGCGGAGCCCCGAGUUGGUGCUGCCCGCGGCGGGGCCGCCUUCGUCCCGCCGCUUCCGGGGCCCGGCGGCGCGAUGAAGAAGCCGGACGGGAAGGUGGUGCUGCUGGGGGACAUGAACGUGGGUAAGACUUCGCUGCUGCACCGCUAUAUGGAGCGGCGCUUCCAGGACACCGUCAGCACUGUCGGCGGCGCUUUCUACCUGAAGCAGUGGGGGCCGUACAACAUCUCCAUCUGGGACACGGCAGGCCGGGAACAGUUUCAUGGCUUGGGAUCGAUGUACUGCAGAGGAGCAGCCGCCGUCAUCCUGACAUAUGACGUGAACAGCCUGCAGAGCCUGGCGGAGCUGGAGGACAGGUUCCUGGCACUGACAGACAGCGCCAGUGCUGACUGCAUCUUUGCUAUCGUUGGGAAUAAAGUGGACCUCAGCGAUGACUGUGCUUCGCCACAUGAUGAAAACAGACCUGAGAAGGCUGUUGCUGGCUCCAGCUCAAAGGUGCAGAAGCAAGUCCGCCUGGAGGAUGCGAUUGCGCUCUAUAAGAAGAUAUUGAAAUACAAAAUGCUGGAUGAGAAGGAUGUUCCAGCAGCUGAGAAAAUGUGCUUCGAGACCAGUGCGAAAACAGGGUAUAAGGUGGACUACCUCUUUGAAACUGUGUUUGACAUGGUCGUACCAAUAAUCGUACGGCAGAAAGCUGAGGGGCCGUCGCAGACUGUAGACAUUACUGACUACAAACCGGCCAAAAGGACAAAAUCUGGGUGUUGUGCCUGAAAGUUAUGUGGCAAAAAAAAGGGGAAGGGACUGCCCACUGUGGCAAACAGAGGAGUGUUUGCAGCACACCAGAAAGGAAAAAGCAAAGAAUAAAUAGACUGUAAUGGCUUACAUGGAAGAAAAAAACCAACCAAAACCAACCCCUAAACAAAACAGAAAAAACACCAUGGAGUCUCCUGAGCAUUAAAUGUUUCUGAGAAACUCUGUGUAUGAGAAUGGGAGUGAAAUGAUGGAGGAUGUGCCGGUUUCCAAGGGCUCUGAAGGCAACUUGUGUUGGUACAUUUGAUAGUGACAAUCAUUUGAACAGUUUAGAAGAAGUCUUAUUUUUAAUGACUCGCCACUUCAUGUUACGUGUAAACGAUCUAUUUGUAUAAUCUAUGCAGCUUUCAAAUGGUUAUCAUCUUUUCCCUUGUGAUUCUGACUUUGGAAGAUAAAAUGCAUGGUACCUUUUUUAUUCUUAAAAAAAAAAAAAAAGAAAAUCCAGGUAUAAUUUAUGUAUGUAGCUAAUAAAGAAAUUACUGUCAGGUCCGGCAUUGUAAGAUUCUGAAGCUGUGCUAUUAAAAUCACUGUGAAUAUGUACUGUUAAUAUGGAGGCUUUGUUACUGUGAA
Phasianus colchicus (ring-necked pheasant) is the source of this 1414-nucleotide messenger RNA. It is a transcript of the gene RAB20, whose product is annotated as RAB20, member RAS oncogene family. Gene Ontology annotation, molecular function: GTP binding; GTPase activity. The record is from RefSeq and is a predicted model, not a curated record. NCBI's taxonomy places the organism in Eukaryota, Metazoa, Chordata, Aves, Galliformes, Phasianidae.